Messenger RNA from Polypterus senegalus (gray bichir), 2080 nucleotides. RefSeq names its product heat shock 70 kDa protein 12A-like. The record is from RefSeq and is a predicted model, not a curated record. Gene Ontology annotation, molecular function: ATP binding; ATP-dependent protein folding chaperone. Bases 126 to 1856 code for a protein of 576 amino acids. The transcript has 4 exons. Lineage: Eukaryota; Metazoa; Chordata; Cladistia; Polypteriformes; Polypteridae.
CCUUAGGGUAGGAACUGAAGAUACAUAGAGAGUAAAUAUGAGUAAGUGACAGCAACUCUGCAGAUAUGAACUGAAGUCCCUGCAGAUAUUCUGAUUUUGCACUUGUUUACUGCCCACUUCCUGAAAUGGAAGGCACCUUUUUUGUUGUGGCCAUUGACUUUGGGACAGCAUACAGUGGGUACUGCUUCAUUGUAAAAGAGGACACAUCAAACAUUCGAAAUCCUCACUGGGUUACAGAGUAUGGACUCAAGUUCUAUAAAAUCCCCACUUGUGCUCUGUUUAAUGAACAUGAAGAGUUGGUGAAGUUUGGUUUUGAUGCUGUUAUGGCAUACAAGAAAAUGUCUCCUACAGACGCUUCACUCUUUUACUUCUUUGAGAACUUCAAGAUGGAGCUCUACAACAAGAGCUGUUUAAAAAAUCUUCAGCUCAAGGCAAAAAAUGGCAAGUACCUUCCAGCUAUGACUGUGUUCUCAGAAAGUCUGCACUAUAUGAAAGAACAUGUUCUGAAAACGAUCAAUACUUCAAGUUCAAAUGCUGUAUUCUCAGAAGAGGAUAUUACGUGGGUGCUGACAGUGCCAGCCAUCUGGAGACCUGAUGCCAAGCAGUUUAUGAGGCAGGCUGCUAAAAAGGGUGGAUUAAUUAAUGAUAUUAAUUCAGAAAAUCUUGUCCUUGCGCUUGAACCUGAAGCAGCUUCACUGUGGUGCAAACAGCUUUCAAGCUCAGGUUUUAUGGUGGAAGGAGGUACACGUGCAGGGGGUACACACUCAAUUCUGCAGAAUAAUCCAGGAAUACAAUAUAUUGUGGUGGACUGUGGAGGUGGUACCAUUGACAUCACAGUCCAUGAAGUGUUGGAAAAUGGAUUCCUAAAGGAACUUCAGAAAGCAUCUGGUGGGGGCUGGGGAGGGCUGAGUGUAGACCAACACUUCACAGCCUUUCUUCGAGAGUUAUUUGAAGGAGAUGUGUGGGAGACAUUUGAGAAGGAGCACCCUUCUGAACUACAGAAGAUGAUGUACAGUAUCUCUGUACAGAAAUGCACUGACAAGAAGGAAGACAUUUUCUUGCCAUGUGUCUUUAGUUUAGGCAAACUGGCAGAGAAGAAGAAGGAUAUAUCACUGUAUUUUCAAGGUAUUGACGGAGUCUCUUGGUUUGAUGGAAACAUAAAAAUUUCCUACAAAAAGUUAGAAAGCUUUUUUAAAGACAGUGUAACAAACAUUAUUGAAGCUAUUGAAGACAUUAUGCAAAAGCCAGAAAUCCACAUUGAUUACAUUUUGCUAGUAGGAGGAUAUGCCUCCAGUAAGAUUUUACGAGACAAAGUGACAUCAAAAUUUAGUGGAAAAUGCAGAGUUCUCUGUCCCAUUGACUCUCAGUUGGCUAUUGCAAAGGGAGCAAUUCUAUUUGGAGUUGACCCAAAAAUAAUCACAUCUCGUGUAUGCAUGCUGACUUAUGGCCUUAAGAUAUCUGAAACAUUUGUUUUUCACAAACAUGAUUGGAAAAAACGCAGAGUCUCUGCAGGUAAUGUUGUCUAUUGCACUGACAUUUUCAUGAAAUUAGUUGAAAGGGGCCAGUCUGUAGGACAAAAUGAGUCAGUGGAGCAUUUCUUCAAACCGAUAGAUGGACAUCAGGUACAGGUUUUGUUUUCCUUCUUUGCUACAGAAAAGGAAAAAGCCCAAUAUACAGAUGAGCCAGGGGUGAAUGAAGUAGGCUCUCUUAUUGUUCCUAUCCCCAGUAAUGUUGUAGGUGUUGAACGCAGACUCAAGAUGGAUUUCAAAUUUGGUUUGACAGAAAUAAAAGCGACAGUGACUGACCUUCACACAAACAAAACUCAGAAUAUCACCCUAAACUUUAUGACAGACUAGGCAUGCAGAUGGGCAAUGUGGCAAAGUAACCAGAACAUUGGACAUUAAACCACAAGGUUUCUGGAGCAAACUGUGUUACCAGCUUGCAACGUAAUUAGUAUAACUAGUUGUUUUGUAUUUUUUUUGUGUCAUCAUGAGUUAAGAUGCUUGCUAAAUAUAUCAUUAUAAAAAAGUACCAGUAAUGUAUCUGAAACAAGCCUAACAUUAAAUAUAACAUUACAAGA